AGAAGCCAGAUAUUUUAUUUCAUGAGUCACAAUGAUUUGAAAUGAGAUUUAAGAACUCCUCAUCCUUUGGUCCCGUUCAGCAGAAGAGACUCCUCCUCAGUACUGGGUGAAGUUGGCUGUGAUGUGCUCGUUGUUGAAGGGAAUGUAGUAAGCAACUCCUGAAAAGAGGCAGAGGAUAAUAAAUGCUGUGGGGCCUGUCAACUUCCCAUGCCAGGACCUCAGCCCAUUGAGCUGGUUGGAGGACAUUCACAUUGGAUUCAGAUAUUCAGUUCCAAAGACUGUAAUGCAAAAUAUUACCAUCAAGUAAAGACAUCCAAGAAUGAAGAGAGGAUGGCUAAGGCACCCGGCUGGCAAUACCAGUGCUACACACAUUUAAGACAAGAGCGGGAAGUAACACUUGACCAGACUUUGCAGAUGGCAGCAGCUCUGCCUGAGAUUAACUGUGGUGGCUAUUUGGAAGCAGAGGUGUUCUCACUGAACCCGGAGCCUGCCAACUCUGCUAGCGUAGUUGGCCAACAAGCCUGGCAAUCUGUCUGUCUACCUCCCCAGUGCUGGGAUUAGUCUUUUCCAUGGGUGCUGGAGAGCAGAACGCAGAUCUCCGUGCUCCCAUGGAAAGCACUUGACUAACUGAACCACCUCCAUGGUCCACAGGUUUUCAUCAUCAGCCCUUCGUCUGCAAUGCACCAAUCAUUGGUUCUAUCUCAGGAUUAAGGCCACGCUAUUCCACAAUGUAUUUAUGGAACCUGAUGAAGUGUAUUUAGGAUCUAUCUGCCCUGUGAGCACCGUCUGGCCAAAUGAUGUCUAUGACUUUACCUACCGUACUUACGCCUGCGGCAUUGUCAAUAAAGUUCUUUAUGAUGUCACUCUGCUUCAGACACACCUUGCAUAUAUCCCAAAAAACCCUAGUAAUAACCGAACUGAGAUGCGCCUGUCCUGUGUUCUACACAGUCGGUAUCCUCUUUUCUGUGAAGCUGAGAGUAAAGGAGACUUCACGGGCAACCCUCCUGAGUGGGAAGUAGACAUGACAGUACGCAAGAAUGAUCAGGCUGCUCCUGCAGUGCCGCUAAACUUUUCAACAUCAGGUCAAAACACCAACCAGGUGUCGCAGGAGCCUCAGACCCCGGGAACCAGCAGACAUCAGCAUGCUGAGGCAUCUAAAUGAGUGGAUUAGAGUUUUGCCCUCUCCAUUUCUCCAGAAUGCAGAUGGUUGCAGGAUGUCUUCUCUCAUUCAUUUUUAAAAAGUGACUGAUUUGCAGUUUUAAAUAAAAUGGCAUGCUACCUUCAUAUAUUCUCAUUUUAAAAAGCUGUCCCUGAUUUUAGCUUUAUCAAAUCUGAUUAAUCAAUAAAAAUUUCUAUUAAAGCUGCUUCUAAUUAUUGAA
Molecule: messenger RNA, 1379 nt
Organism: Microtus ochrogaster (prairie vole)
Lineage: Eukaryota; Metazoa; Chordata; Mammalia; Rodentia; Cricetidae
Product: oocyte-secreted protein 1-like
Source: RefSeq, a predicted model, not a curated record